Messenger RNA from Adineta ricciae, 1074 nucleotides. NCBI's taxonomy places the organism in Eukaryota, Metazoa, Rotifera, Eurotatoria, Adinetida, Adinetidae. The record is from the annotation of a GenBank genome assembly.
AUGUAUCAGCAGGUUUUCCAUUAUCUCGUUCUCAACCUAUUAUUGGUCAGAGUCGCGAGUGGAGCGGAACGAGAUAUUCAACAACGAGCAAGUCAGACUCGUCGUCAACUGUUCGUUGAUCAGCGUGGUGGCGCUACGUACAAGACAAUUGUUGCCGCAGCUUCUGCCGCCGGUCCUGGUGACACAAUCAUCUUGGCCAUAGGUAGUGGUCCAUAUCGCGAGACUCUCAAUAUUAGAAAAAAUGGUACUGCCGCCGCGCCAAUUAUAGUUGAGGGCCACGGUGAGACCAUCACUGGCUUUGAUUUAAUGCGAUUUACUUUCGAUGGAAAAGCUUGGAUCCACACACUUCCGAAACUAUUCGAGGAGGAUCCAGUCGUUAUUGCAAAAGACGGUCGACGUAUCCUUCAGAAUCAAACUACCGGUCAAUUUCUUGGGCCUGUCAAACUACGGGAAGAUGGGAAAACUUUCGAACUGGCUCUUGGCACUUCAACUGACGGAUGGGAAAUUUCUGCUCGUUGGUUCGUUGUGGCUAUCACUAGUACUUCUCACCAUGUCUAUCGUAACAUAGUCGCUACUGGAGCCUUAAACGAUGGUUUUAAUCUUCACGGUUACGGUACCGACCUCGUGUUUGAGAAUAUAACUGGCUAUAACAAUCUCGAUGAAGGUUUCUCCUCACAUGACACAAUCUCAUCUACGAUUAGAACUGGUCGUUUCUGGGCUAACGACAACGGCAUUGCUAAUGUCAAUGACUGCAUUACGAAUAUCAGCAAUGUCAUUAUCUACGAUAAUGUCGGCUAUGGCCUUUUUCUCAAUGCCAACACGAGCAGCAACUUAAUCGAUGUCAGCGUUUGGAACAACGGCGCUACUCAGAUUCGUUUCGAUAAUAGUGCAGCAGGUACAGCUACGAGAGUUUCCGUGUGGAAACCAUCGUGGAACUCACCACCAUGGCGUCGUUACAGGGAGUCAAAACUCAUUACCAGUUCAGCACCACUCGGUAAUAACGCUGCUCGUAUACCGAUUCCUUUCUGGACAGGUACAAUUCAAACCAUGGCCACACCUAUACCUGACUUUUGA